GAGAGUCUAGGGCAGUAUGCAUCAGCAGAGACGUCCCACCGAAAAGCAUCGUCCUUGAGGAAGGAGGUGCUAGGGCGUAAGCAUCCACACACGCUGACGAGCAUGAGUAACUUGGCGAGAGUGCUGGAAAGCCAAGGCAACUACGAGGAGUCUUUGCGUCUGUAUCAGAGGGAAUCCACCGGAUACGACACCGUCCUUGGAAACGACCAUCCAAUCACCCUGACCUGUCAC
This is a messenger RNA of Bipolaris victoriae FI3, 231 nucleotides long. RefSeq lists its product as hypothetical. The record is from RefSeq and is a predicted model, not a curated record. The annotation marks the transcript as partial. Gene Ontology annotation, molecular function: protein binding. The transcript has a single exon. Lineage: Eukaryota; Fungi; Ascomycota; Dothideomycetes; Pleosporales; Pleosporaceae.